AUGUCAGAUACAGACCUUGAUAAGAGGAUAGUAUAUCUUGCCUAUCGCGACAUUUUCAAAGAUAAACUUGCAAAGCUAAGGAAACGGAGUAAGAUACGCAAGGUAGUGGAGAAGCACAAAGAUCACCUCUACUAUGAGCAAUCCGCCGUAUCAGUGGAUACGAGGAAAACCUGCAGGAUUUUAGGAGAUCUUCUAGCAGCGGGUUUAUUUGAAUCAAAGUCAGCAGCGGAGGCUACUUUCCCCACGCUCUUGUCGCCUAGUGGGCUUGGAAGCGAUACUACUAUGCCAAAUAGUACUUCAUCAGAGAGUGCUCCGGUGGCCAGACAGUAUCGCGUUGACAGAAAGUCGGGACGCAUCAGAAAGCCGACUCGAGUUACGACAAAACCCAUCAGGGCCAAGCUGAAAGUGGGCGAUGGAAAGGAGGCUGUGCCCAAGGAAGUUUUCUGCGAAGAAGGGGAGGGUAGAACCCACCAGCUGAUUGAUAAUUCCCGCCACAACGCGUGUCCUCGGUGUCCUUAUGUUGCCGAUUUCGACACGGAAAGACAACUUGAUCAACAUCAUUGUAUACAUAACAGUGGCACCGGCUCCCGGAUUAGUUCGAAUGCUCUCUCUAUUAAAGAAAUUCUAGUCGAAUACCUUGGCCUCGAUCGCUCGGUUAUUACACCCGUCUUUGCCUUCGCUGUUCGUCAUCGUUCCCAGCAACCUACAGUUGAUUUCAUUGUCAGGCAUACCAAAACAACUCUAGAUGAAGCAAUCGUCUCUGCGCUACUUGCCGCUGCUCUACGUCUGUUGCCAGUCGAAAACACGCCACAAGGUGUGGCUAGGCGAAUCGAGAAGCAAAGAGUACGGACGGUUGAGGCGCAGAUUGCUGAGGAUGCCUUCGUAGCAGGCUUCAGGCGCCUUGGAUAUGACUUUCUCACUGAGAACGAACAAAAGGCCUCAUGCCGCUCGCCGACCUUGACCCCGGACAUACGAUUCAAAGCACCGACCCUAGUCUGCGGCCAUCUGUGUUGGUGGGUGGAGUACAAGGACUUCUUCGGUUUCCGAGCGAACCCUUUUGUGGCGCGCUCGAACAAGAAGCAAUUCAGGAGGUAUACGAUGGAAAUUGGUCCCGGUGCUGUCGUCUACAAACUUGGAUUUGAGACCGGAUACGUUGAUAUUGAGGGUGUGAAGGUACUUCGUGAAAGAGAGGCGACCCAAAGUUUGACGGCGCAGCCAGUGCACUAG
Molecule: messenger RNA, 1227 nt
Organism: Venustampulla echinocandica
Lineage: Eukaryota; Fungi; Ascomycota; Leotiomycetes; Helotiales; Pleuroascaceae
Exons: 2
Coding region: 1-1227 (408 amino acids)
Source: RefSeq, a predicted model, not a curated record